Molecule: messenger RNA, 3218 nt
Organism: Pelodiscus sinensis (Chinese soft-shelled turtle)
Lineage: Eukaryota; Metazoa; Chordata; Testudines; Trionychidae
Source: RefSeq, a predicted model, not a curated record
UACACUAAUUGUCGAGCCCUGGCCAUAAGUCACUCUCUUGUACGUUGGCCAUCUGAUUUUCAAAAAUGUUUCUUUAGUGUAUGAAACCAAAGGUGCUGAGAAUUCAUUUUGAAACACUUGGAGAAGAGGAAGGUGAUCAGGAACAGUCAAUAUGGAUUCACCAAGGGCAAGUCAUGGCUGACCAAUUUAAUUAUUCUCUAUAAUGAGUCUUUCAGCCUUCUUUUAUCCACAUGUCAGGGCCCACAGUCAGUUCAUUUUUAGUUGGGAAUUCAGCAGAAGUUGUUCUGGCUAUAAAUCUAAUUCGUGUGAAUACAGAAACAGGAAUGUUGCCAGUGUUAAGCUGUAGUGACAGUAACAGAUAUGGUGAAUGGAGUUUAAAUGUAUCUCAUGGUAUGAAUGUUUCCAAAGUGACUGUAACCUUGAUGAGAAACCUGCAGUUGUGUGUGUCUAACACAACUGAUUGCUGCAUGGAGCCACUUUGUGUUGUUGAGACUCUUCAAGUUUCUGCUUGCCGUGGUUCAACAAUGUUAGCAAAUCUCCUGAUUCAAGCUGAAAUAUAUGCCAACUCUUCCUUUAUAGGAAAUGUGUCAGAAAAUGCAACAGUAAUCCCUAACCAAGUGUUUCAGCCCCUUGGCUCUUGUCCUUGUAACCUGACAGCUGGAACUUGUGAUAUUCGUUGUUGCUGUGACCUGGAAUGCACACCAAAUUUGAAGCAAUUGUUCAAUGGAUCAUGUUUUGCUGGAGUGUUUGGUGGGAAUGUAAACUUGCCUUUUGACCAUUUGUGUUCCAUUCAGACAACAAAAAGUGCUCCUGACUGGUUUCCCUUCUUGUGUGUACAGUCUCCUCUUAACAAUACACCAUUUCUUGGUUACUUCUACCAUGGUUCUGUUUCUUCAUCUCAAGUUUCUUCAUUUAAAAUUCCUUUGCAAACUGUUCCAGUAAAACCUUCGCGUGGAUACAAACAAGGAGACCCAAUUAUGACAACAGAGAAUGAAUAUUUUACAAUUCAUCAGCGAUCCAUGGCUGGGCAAUGUGUUGGAAACGCCCCAGUAGCAUUCCUUCAGAAUUUUGAUGUUAAAUGUGUUACUAGUCUGUCAUCUUACAAGGAAGGAUUGUCUCAUAAUGUGAUGAUAAACAGUGGUACUGGAGAUACCAUCCAACAAAAUGUCAUCUAUGGAAAUGUAACAGAUAUGCAUAAUUUCAUCACUAAACUAGAAGACAUUCUGCCUACUGAGAUUUUAUGUAGAAGUGUGACCUUUGCAGAAUAUUAUAUGUUCAUAUGGAAAGGCAAGACAAUAGAGGAAAUAAAUGUCACAGUCUACACUGGAAAGUUAUGUGAUAGAGAAAUACUGACACAGAGAUUUGCAGUAAAUUUUAUAAGCUUCAAUAGUACUAGUACAACAGAACUGUCUGGGAAUCCAGGCUACCAGCUUGGCAAACCUGUUAGAGCUGUAAAUAUUAGUUCAUCUGAUACUGUUACCACUUUAAAGCUUUGGAAGCCAGUUGGCAGUGGUUUAUGUACGUCAGCAACUUUCACACCAGUACUGUUUGGAUUAAAUUCACUAUCUGGAUGCAUUUUAAAAGUUGACAUUGACAAGAAUUGCAGUCAGUUAAGGAAGGAUGUAACUGAUAGACUUAAUUCAUUAGUACAAGCUACUCACGUUGGGAAGAGAGGUAACUCAAGUUCCAGUGAUCUAAAUGACUUGGUGGAAAUAAUACGUUUAGAUCCACCUAAUCCUAGCGAAAAUGCAAGUGUUGGAAAUGUGAAGGGCAUCUGCUCAGAUAUUCCAGCUAACCUGAAUAUUCACAUAAUCACUGCUGAUGUGGGUGCAGUACAAGGGAUUGCACAAGAAGAGAUACUUGGUGUGCAGCUCAGUUUUUCAACAGUGAUAUGGCAAUUUCAGUGUGGGAUUAUCUGUCAAAAUAAAUCCAGUUCUCUUCCUGUCACUGCUUCAGUCCAUUUUAUUAAAGUGCCAGCUCAACCACCCAUUCCAAUGACCAGAUUUCAGAUUAACUAUACAGAAUAUGACUGCAAUCGAAAUGAAGUUUGCUGGCCACAACUCUUUUAUCCAUUGACACGGUAUUACACAGGAGAACCAUACUCUCAGUGUCUUGCCAAAGGCUUAAUAGUGGCAUUUUUCUUCCUACUUGCCGCUGUUCUGAGUAAUCCUUGGAGCAGAAUCCUUGAAGUGUAAAAUAAUACAACAGUUGAAAAUUUGAGCAUACAAAACAUAUUUUACUACUGCACUUUUUACAUUUUUUGUAUUCAAUUAUUGUUUCAAUAAGUAGUAUUUUUAUUAUAAAGUUUGUGAAAAAAAAUAAUUUCUGGAUUUUAUGUAUGUUUACUAUAUAUUUGAGAGAGUAUCUGUAAGCCAGCCUAUUUAAGAACUCCUCCUAAACAGUAAGAACUACGACCACCAAAUUUGAUAUGUAGUUCCCUCUUACUAUAAUAUAAAGCAGGGUAAGGGUUUGGUUGUGCAGGAGGUGGGGGAUGACCUCCCCACCCCAUGAGUACCAGGAGGCAUAACAUUAUACAGAAUAGAGACAUAAUCAGCAGGCAGCUGAAAGAUGUUGCACUUUUCUCUCCUCUGAACCUCCCCAGCCUCAAGCCUCUGCCCCACCCCAGAAGCCCUUUAGGGUGGGUGGAAGAGGCUGCAAGUCUCCCUCCCCCCAUUUGUACAGGAGCAUUGCUGGCUAUUUCCCUUCAUCAGGGAGCGAGAGGAAAAUGCUUUUUGCUAUAUUCCUCAGUCUGGUUGGUAAGUGCAGGAAGCAGUUUAACCUGGACCUGUCUUCCUCCCCCAGCUGUGUCUGCUGUGUACUUCUCACUUGACCUCAAGCUGCUGCAGACUGAGAGGGCUAGAGUAGUCCUCUUUCCUUGGGGAAACCUACAUACUGAAUCCCUCAUAGAAUCAUAUAAUACUAGAACUGGAAGGGAUCUCAAGGGGUCAUUGAGUCAAGGCCCCUGCCCUCACGGCAGGACCAAGUACUGUCUAGAUCAGUGGUCCCAAUGCGGUGCCCGCGGGCCCUGGGCGUGUGGCACAGGAAUGGGGCCAGCCCCGGAAGUGUGGCGAAUGUGCGGCGCCAGCACUGGGCACGUGGCGUACGGGUGGCCCCGCCCCCGGGCGCGUGUGCAGCCCUGCCCUCGGGUGCCUGGCACGUGAGUGGCCCCACCCCCAGGCGCCUGGCAGCCCCAAAAGGUUGGGGACCACUGCUCUAGA